AUGGCUCAGCCGCCCAGCGGUGCCUUCGCAACCUGCCUGAACGACGUGUGCGAUGGCCGGUCAGGGUGCGUAGGCUACCCGAGCGAUAUCCUGUACCAAAUCAAAUGGGUUGAUCGCUAUAACCUCGACAUCAAUCUUGAGCCCGCUGCCGUCACAAGACCCGAAAGUACUGGAGAUGUCGCAGCAUUUGUCAAGUGUGCCUCGGAGAAUAAUGUGAAAGUCCAGGCUAGGUCUGGAGGACAUUCUUACGCAAACCAUGGAUUGGGUGGCGAAGACGGGGCGCUUGUCAUCGAUCUUGAGAACUUUCAGCACUUCUCAAUGAAUCCAGAUGAUUGGCAAGCGACAAUCGGAGCAGGCCACAAACUACACGAUGUCACCGAGAAGCUCCAUGAUAACGGUGGUCGAGCUAUCUCGCAUGGCACAUGCCCAGGUGUGGGACUUGGUGGUCACGCUACGAUUGGUGGCCUUGGGCCUUCAUCGCGUAUGUGGGGAUCCUGCCUUGACCAUGUUGUGGAAGUCGAAGUCGUCACAGCCGAUGGGAAAAUCCAGCGCGCCAGCGAGGACGAGAACUCAGACCUCUUCUUCGCCCUUAAGGGGGCUGGUGCCAGUUUCGGCAUCAUUACGGAAUUCGUCAUGCGCACCAACCAGGAGCCGGGUGACGUUGUCGAGUACACCUUCUCACUGACCUUCUCCCGUCAUCGUGAUCUAUCCCCUGUAUUUGAGGCGUGGCAAAAUCUGAUUUCUGACCCUGACCUUGACCGUCGUUUUGGGUCUGAGUUCGUCAUGCACGAACUGGGUGCUAUCAUAACUGGCACAUUUUUUGGCACUGAGGCAGAAUUUGAGGCAACAGGCAUUCCUGACCGCAUCCCCACCGGGAAGAAGUCCGUAGUAGUCAACGACUGGCUUGGCUCGGUCGCGCAACAAGCCCAGGAUGCGGCCCUAUGGCUUAGCGAUUUGAGUACCGCCUUCACUGCGAAGAGCUUGGCAUUUACCAAGGACCAGCUCCUCUCCUCCGAAAGCAUCAAGGACCUCAUGGACUACAUUGACGACGCUAAUCGGGGCACCCUUAUCUGGUUUUUGAUUUUCGAUGUAACAGGUGGCCGUAUCAACGACGUCCCGAUGAACGCCACGGCUUACCGUCACCGCGACAAGGUUAUGUUUUGCCAGGGCUACGGUAUCGGCAUUCCAACACUGAACGGCAGGACUCGCGAGUUCAUUGAAGGAAUCAAUUCGCUGAUUAGGUCAAGCGUGGCAACUAAUCUGAGUACCUACGCCGGUGAUCUAUUUUCAAAUCCGCAAAGCAUGAGCUGGGUGCAAAAACAAAAUCUUCGGGAUCCUGCUCUUGACCUCACCGACGCCGAAUCGCCCUCACGAACACCCGUUGUCAACCCAAACACCCUCACAACCGAUACAAUGGCCAAGCUUUCGCGCGGUGCCCCCGGUGGCAAGCUCAAGAUGACCCUGGGUCUCCCUGUCGGCGCGGUCAUGAACUGCGCGGACAACUCUGGCGCCCGUAACCUCUACAUCAUCUCCGUCAAGGGUAUCGGUGCCCGCCUCAACAGGCUGCCCGCUGGUGGUGUUGGCGACAUGGUCAUGGCCACCGUCAAGAAGGGAAAGCCCGAGCUGAGGAAGAAGGUCCACCCCGCCGUCAUCGUUCGCCAGUCCAAGCCCUGGAAGCGUUUUGAUGGUGUCUUCCUGUACUUCGAGGACAACGCCGGUGUUAUCGUUAACCCCAAGGGUGAGAUGAAGGGCUCUGCCAUCACCGGCCCCGUCGGCAAGGAGGCCGCCGAGCUGUGGCCUCGUAUUGCCAGCAACUCCGGUGUCGUGAUGUAA
Messenger RNA from Verticillium nonalfalfae, 1833 nucleotides. RefSeq lists its product as uncharacterized. Lineage: Eukaryota; Fungi; Ascomycota; Sordariomycetes; Glomerellales; Plectosphaerellaceae. The record is from RefSeq and is a predicted model, not a curated record. Gene Ontology annotation, molecular function: oxidoreductase activity; FAD binding; structural constituent of ribosome. The coding region runs from base 1 to 1833 and encodes 610 amino acids. Gene Ontology annotation, cellular component: ribosome. Gene Ontology annotation, biological process: translation. The transcript is spliced from 8 exons.